AUGGCCGUCGCGACGGGUGCAGCCGGCAACAGCCCACGCAGCCUGCCUGUUUUCCAACGGGCCGAAUCAGAUCUCCCCCAAGCUCGACGACGUCCAUUUACUGUUCACUGGCAUCGAGCUCUCCGCUCCUUGCUCCAUGUGGUGGCUUUGGUGUUUAUUAUCCUGGUGAUGAUCGGGAACGUGGCCAACAAACCGGUCCUGCGCAGCACAUACUUCCUUUACCUCGACCUUUCCAACGUCAUCCCCCUGUCGGUACCCAAUGCAGUCUUGAUCAAUUCCAUUGCUCAGUCGAUUGGUUUGCACGAUUUCUACACGGUCGGGCUCUGGGGAUACUGUGAGGGUUACAAUAGUCAAGGUUUCACAGAAUGCUCCGACCCCAAGGCCCUCUAUGCCUUCAAUCCAGUCAAGAUUCUUCUGUCGGAGCUGUUGGCGGGCGCUAGUAUUGCUCUACCCAGCGAGAUUUCCGGACCGUUAGACCUCGCCAAGGUCGCAUCGCAUUGGAUGUUCGGCCUAUUCAUGGCCUCGGCUGUUUUGAAUUUUAUCAUGAUUUUCCUCAGCCCCUUGGCCGUGUCCUCGCGCCCCCCGCAAGCGAUCAAAUAUCUGAAAGAUCAUGAGUUAGCCUCCUCGGUGCAGCUACCUCAUCGGCGGCAAAGAUUCGUGUGGCUCCGCUCCUUUCCCUUUGUGAUCCUGUCAUUCUUCACUGCGCUAGUCACGGUCGUGGCGGCGGUCAUCGCGACAGUCAUGUUCAACAUUUUCGCAAACGUUUUCUCCAAUGCGGAUCCCAAUCUGAACAUCCGAGCCCAUGUCGGCAUACAGAUGAUGUCAUUUGUCUGGGUUGGCACAGGAUUCAGUCUCAUCGCCUUCAUCCUCCAACUUGGCUCAUGCUGUGCUGCCUGCUGCGGUGGCCGUAGGGUUCAAAAGCGACUUCGGGCCCAGGGAAUCAACACGCACGAAAAGAGGUCUCCUUCCAGCGACCCGGAGACGUCGGAAGCUUCUCAAGUCGGAGCAAAAGACUGA
Molecule: messenger RNA, 1017 nt
Organism: Penicillium oxalicum
Lineage: Eukaryota; Fungi; Ascomycota; Eurotiomycetes; Eurotiales; Aspergillaceae
Product: SUR7/PalI family protein
Exons: 2
Coding region: 1-1017 (338 amino acids)
Biological process (GO): fungal-type cell wall organization
Cellular component (GO): cell cortex of cell tip; plasma membrane
Source: RefSeq, a predicted model, not a curated record